AUGUGUCGUUUGGUCAUCUACAAGGGUACCGAGCCCAUCUUACUCUCGCAUCUUCUUACUCGACCGGCUCAUUCAAUCAUCAAUCAGGCCUUUGACUCACGGCUGCGCUUGGACAGACGCAGGCCCAUCAACGGCGAUGGUUUUGGAGUUGGUUGGUACGAUACGCCUUCGGACGGUGGCUCAGAGCCAUGCAUAUUCACCUCUAUCACUCCGGCUUGGAACAAUGCAAACUUGACGCGUAUCGCCGAGAAGAUUCGUAGUCCGCUCGUAUUUGGUCACGUUAGAGCCACGACGGCCGGCAGUCUGAGUCAAGACAAUUGCCAUCCUUGGCGAUAUGGACGACUCAUGUGGAUGCAUAAUGGGGGAAUCGCCGAAUUUGACCGUCUCAAACGGCCACUUCAAGCUCUUCUUCCAGACGAAAUCUUCGCUGUCCCACAAGGGAACACAGACUCUGAAUGGGCGUUUGCCCUGUUCCUCGCCGAACUCUCCAAACUUCAUCCCAUCAUUCCCAAGUCAUCGUCCAAUCCAGACCACUCUGCACCAAUUCCGCACGACCUUCUACAAAAAGCGAUGUUGGCGACCAUUUCGACGCUCAACAGACUCGCGCGUGAUGCGGGCGUAAGCGAACCCUCGCUCAUGAACUUUUGUGUGGCAGACGGGCAAACUGUCGUAGCGACGCGAUACAUCUCGAGCAAAAAGGACGAGGCGGCGAGCUUGUACUACUCGAGCGGAACAACGUUUUGUGAGGAGUCUGUCCACUGCACCAACAACGAUGCUGCUACUGUAAACGGCAAUGGAAGUGGAAGCGGGCAUUAUCGCAUGUCCAAACUUGACAAACGCGAAAACAUUAUCAUGAUCGCCUCGGAACCGCUCACGUUUGAGAAGGCAGACUGGCUCGAGAUACGAACAAACACAAUGGUGGUCAUCACUCCCAAGAUGAAUUUCUUGCAAAUUCCCAUCAAGGACGAGUUUUACGUCCCACACUCUGUCGCUCACACACGUACCAUCGAGUUUGCUGCGACAAAGGGCCUGCUUAGUCCAAAGACUGGCGCCUUUGUUCCACGCAUCGCGGGAGAAGCUUCUUGA
Serendipita indica DSM 11827 is the source of this 1086-nucleotide messenger RNA. The record is from the annotation of a GenBank genome assembly. Lineage: Eukaryota; Fungi; Basidiomycota; Agaricomycetes; Sebacinales; Serendipitaceae.